Rosa rugosa (rugosa rose) is the source of this 3996-nucleotide messenger RNA. RefSeq lists its product as uncharacterized. NCBI's taxonomy places the organism in Eukaryota, Viridiplantae, Streptophyta, Magnoliopsida, Rosales, Rosaceae. The record is from RefSeq and is a predicted model, not a curated record. Gene Ontology annotation, molecular function: RNA-DNA hybrid ribonuclease activity; nucleic acid binding. The coding region runs from base 20 to 3958 and encodes 1312 amino acids. The transcript has 2 exons.
CCCUUUCCUGUUUACUCCAAUGUUUAAGAUUCUGUGUUGGAACGUUCGUGGAGCAGGAGGGAAGAAAUUUAGAUCAGUAAUCCCUGAUCUUAUUCAUUUGUACAAAAUGGAUAUCUUGAUUGUCUGUGAACCUCGUGUACCUUACUCUAAGGUUAAAAACUUUCUUAGAAGGAAUGGUUUUCCUAAUGCUGAAGUUACAGAAGCUAGCGGUUUUUCUGGUGGAGUCUGGAUCCUCUAUGAUAAAAAUAAAGUCUCUGUGAGUUUUAUUGAUAAAAAAUUUCAGUCUGUUACUGUCAAGGUUGCUUUUGCAGGAGCUCCAGAUUGGGUACUUUCGGCCAUUUAUGCUAGUCCUACUAAUUCUAUUCGUUGCCAACUCUGGGAUUAUCUUACCAAUUUCGCUAUGAAUUGUCAGACCCCCUGGCUUGUCAUAGGAGAUGUUAAUGAGUUAUAUUGCACUGCUGAUAAAAAUGGUGGUUCCAUGAGAGGUAAGAUUGGUGGGAUGAAGAGAUGGGUUGAUAGCUAUGGUAUGAUUGAUCUUGGAUUUCAAGGGCCGAAGUUUACUUGGACUGAUAAAAGGGUAAAAGAGAGGCUUGAUCGGGGGUUUUGCAAUGACUUGUGGAGACUUGCUUUCCCUGAAGCUUUUAUCCAACAUUUACCUAAAAUGAAAUCUGACCAUUGCCCACUUCUUCUGCAUUCUACUUCUUUUGUUGCUUCUCAUGGUGUAAAUAGACCUUUUCGAUUUCAAGCUAUGUGGAUGAGCCAUGAGGCUUACAAUGAUUUCGUGUUACAACAGUGGAAAAACUACAAUGGUUGUCUCCAGAAUAAAAUUGGUUGGCUGGCUAAUGAUCUGCAAGCUUGGAAUGAUACCGUUUUUGGUAGUUUGUUCAGAAGGAAGAGACGGCUCCUAGCCCGCAUUGCUGGUAUUCAGAAAUGUCUUGAUAGGAGUGAUAAUCCCUUUCUCAUUCAGCUGGAGCAAGAUCUUAUUAGAGAUUACGAGAUGCUACGGGAACAAGAGUCAAUGUAUUGGCAACAAAAGUCUAGAGUUCAAUGGUUACAAAAUGGAGAUAGAAAUUCAAGAUUUUUUCAUAUGUCUACGAUGGUUAGAAGGAGGAGGAACAGAAUUGAGGGGCUCACUGAUAUUAAUGGCACUUUAUGCACUGAUCUAACUACCAUGAAAUCCAUUGCAUCUAGUUUCUUUGAAAAUCUUUUCACUUUUCAUUGUCAUGGAGAUUCUGAAAUUUUGAUUCCCAAUCUUUUUCCUGCUUUGAGUACUAAUGAUAUUAAUUGUUUGAAUAGAGAUGUUUCUAGCCUUGAAGUGAAGGAAGCUCUCUUCAAUAUAGGUGGUCUUAAAGCCCCUGGCGCAGAUGGUUUCCCUGCUAUCUUUUAUCAGAAACAUUGGAAUAUUUGUGCAGAUGAGAUUGUUCAACUGGUUGUGCAGGCCUUUAGAUCUGGAAAAAUUCCUGAAGGCCUCAAUCAUACUCUUAUCACACUUGUCCCUAAGGUGGUGAGUCCCCAAGAUAUGUCCUUAUUUCGACCCAUUAGCUUGUGCAACACCCUUUACAAGGUGAUUUCUAAAGUUGUGGUAUCCAGAAUUCGGUCUUCUCUAAGAAAUCUUAUCAGUCCCAAUCAGGUUAGCUUUGUACCGGGAAGACAUAUCUCAGACAAUAUCAUCAUUGCUCAAGAGGUGCUGCACAAGUACCAACAUUCUUGUGGUCAAAAAGGCUUCAUGGCAUGGAAGAUUGAUUUAUCUAAAGCCUAUGAUAGGCUUAACUGGGAUUUUAUUGAAGCAGUUUUAUACGAAGCUCAUUUUCCUGAAGGUAUUAUCAAGCUUAUUAUGAGCUCUGUUUCCUCUACUAGUUUUCAGGUAUGUUUAAAUGGUGAACUUUCAAAUGAAUUUAAGGCAAGCAGAGGCAUUCGACAAGGAGAUCCCUUGUCUCCAUAUCUCUUUGUCCUUUGUAUGGAGAAGCUUUCUCACUUAAUUAAAUCUGCAGUGGAAGAUGGUCUGUGGAAGCCUGUUAGAGCCUCUGGGUCUGGUCCUCUCAUAUCCCAUUUAUUUUUUGCCGAUGAUCUUAUUCUUUUUGCUGAGGCAAGCUGUGACCAAGCUAGAAUCCUAAAGAGGUGCCUAGAUUUGUUUUGUGAUAUUUCAGGGCAGGAGGUUAACUUUAGCAAGUCUGUCCUCUUCUGCUCCCCAAAUACAAGCAAGUCUCUUGCAAGAAAUAUUAGUCGAAUUUGUGGUUCGGUGUUGACUACUAAUCUUGGUAAAUAUCUAGGGGUGCCAUUGAUACACACUAAGAUUACCAAGCAAACUUAUGCAGCUGUGGUUGAUAAAGUGCAAGGACGGCUUGCUGGUUGGAAGGGAAAGUUGCUGAACUUGGCUGGCAGGUUAACUCUUAUUCAAUCUGUCUCUGCUGCUAUUCCAAAUUAUACUAUGCAAACUGUGAGAAUUCCUAUGUCCAUUUGUGACAGCCUUGAUAAGUUGAAUAGAGAUUUUUUAUGGGGGGAUUAUGAUGGUAAGAAGAAAACUCACCUUGCUAGUUGGGAGUUAGUCUGUAGACCUAAAGAGUUUGGUGGCCUAGGAAUUAAAUGCACUAAGGAUAUGAACCAGGCUAUGCUUGCUAAGAUUGGGUGGAGAAUGUUCCAAGGUGAUAAGGGUCUGUGGAGCGAUGUUCUCCAUCAUAAAUAUGUCAAGCAGGUCGACUUUCUCCAUCCUCAGUAUUCUUGCCCUACUAGGUGUUCUAGCACUUGGCGUGGGGUAAUAUUUGGCUCCAAAUUAUUGCAGAAAGGUCUAACAUGGAGAAUUGGUGAUGGAAGCUCAGUUAAUUUUUGGACUGAUACAUGGUUUCAUGGAAAGCCCUUAACCCUUACUUUUGCUCCUUCUAGUAUCACUAAUUUUCAUGCUAAAGUAAAGGAUUUCUGGAAUGAGCAUGGCUGGAACAUGGAUUUAUUAAGAUCGGUGCUGCCUGAUGAUCUGAUUAGCCAAAUUGUGAAGAUCCCUGCUGGAUAUGCUGGUUGUGGUUCUGAUAAGCUCAUAUGGGGUGCUACUUCGACUGUCAAGAGAAGAAUGUCCUCUGACUCUUCUUGCCCUCUUUGCCAUAACGCUCCUGAAACUAUUAUGCACUUGUUAAGAGAUUGUUCUCAUGCCUCCUCUAUAUGGAAUAAGAUCAUUUGUUUGGAUACCAUUACUAGAGCUAUGCAUCUGGAUUGGAUGAGCUGGUUGGCAGCAAAUAUUCGAUGCAAGAGAACUUGUUAUGGAGAGUUAAAUUGGUGUAUUGUCUUUGUUUUUGCUUGCUGGUACAUCUGGAAGUGGAGGAAUAAGAUUAUUUUCGAUGAGGAGUUUCAUUAUCCAAUUAAUCCCAGCAAUCUGAUCAUUGACGCUACUAAGGAGUGGAGCUCAACUACCUCAAAGAAUUUAAUUCUUGGCCAAAAGACUACUAUUAUGCUGCAUUGGACCAUGCCUCCUCUGAACUGGUGCAAGCUGAAUAUUGAUGGCGCAAGAGAGCGGAGUGGAAAGAUUGGUGCUGGUGGGGUUCUCAGGGAUUCUUCUGGAUCUUGGAUUUCUGGGUUCACUGCUAAUUUAGGUUGUGGCAGUGUUAUUCAAGCUGAGGCCUGGGGUUUGUUGUUGGGGCUUAGAAUGUCUGUCACUGCUCAUUGCCAAAAGAUCAUUAUUGAAAGUGACUCUGACAUCCUUGUCACUUUAGUGAAUCAAGAAGUGGAUGAACUGCAUCCUUUGAAAUCCAUUAUAAAUAGUUGCCAGUACUUGAUGCAGAAGUUUGUGAGCUGUGAAGUGAAGCAUGUUUUCCGGGAAAUUAACAUGGUUGCUGACAUGCUAUCCAAGUGUAGCCUUACUGAGGAUUUGGGUGUGCAUUUCAUGGAGCAACCUCCUCCGCAAGUUAUCAAUCUCCUUCUUGACGACUUGUGUGAAAGUCCUAAGUUUAGGACCGUAGUCUCUCAUAUGUAGUUUUUUCUUUUGGGCCCUUUGGGUCCCCAUAUAUCCAA